AACCAUUACCUAUUCUGAGCAUAGGAAAGAAAAACCAAUUUGUUUUUCCUUUUAAAACUCAUUUUUUAUUUGUGUUUUGCUCUCUCUCUAUGGCCAACCUUUUCCAUUCCAAUGCCAAAGGCCUUUCCACUUUGACCUUAAUUUCUAUUCUUUGUCUACUGCUACAAAAUCUGCAAACCACAGGUGCUCAAAUCGGUGUCUGCUAUGGACAACUUGGCAACGACCUACCAUCUCCCGCAGAAGUUAUCGACCUUUACAACCAGAACAACAUCCAAAGAAUGCGACUUUACGCUCCAAAUCAAGAUACUUUUAAUGCCCUUCGAGGCUCCAGCAUUGAGCUCAUGCUUGGCCUUCCCAAUGAUCAGAUUCAAUCUAUGGCAGCGACUCAAGACAACGCUAAUGCAUGGAUUCAAGACAACAUCCUCAACUUUGCCGACGUAAAUUUCAAGUACAUCGUCGUUGGAAACGAAAUAAAAACCAACGAAGAAGCUGCGAGAUUUCUCGUGCCCGCCAUGCAAAAUAUCCAAAAUGCAAUUUCAGCUGUUGGUUUGCAAGGGCAAAUCAAAGUUUCCACUGCGUUCCACACUGGAAUUCUUUCAGCAGAAUCCUUCCCUCCUUCACACGGCUCCUUUGACGCCAACUAUCUUCCAAUUCUCAACCCGACUAUCCGCUUCCUUCUCGACAACAACUCCCCAUUGCUCCUCAACUUGUACCCUUACUUUAGUUAUGUAGCAACUCCAAACAUGGAACUUGAUUAUGCAAUUUUUACCGGGACAUCGUUAGUUGAAGAUGGGGAGUUCAAUUAUCAAAACUUGUUCGAUGCUAUUUUGGAUACUGUUUAUUCAGCUUUGGAGAAGAAUGGUGGAGGAUCAUUGGAGGUUGUUGUAUCCGAGACCGGUUGGCCGACGGAGGGUGGAGAGGCUGCGACGGUUGACAAUGCAAGGACUUACAAUAACAAUCUAAUUCAACAUGUGAAACAAGGGACUCCAAAGAGACAAGGAAGGGCUAUUGAAACUUAUGUGUUUGCUAUGUUUGAUGAGAAUGAGAAGACAACUCCUCCGGAGGUUGAGAGACAUUGGGGUUUGUUCUCUCCAAAUAAGCAGCCUAAGUAUCCAGUCAACUUCAACUAAUUAGGAUCAUCACGUUAAUUAUGCGUUUAAAUGACUAAACUAUACUUUAUUAUUUUGAA
This is a messenger RNA of Cucumis sativus (cucumber), 1189 nucleotides long. Its product is annotated as glucan endo-1,3-beta-glucosidase, basic isoform-like. Gene Ontology annotation, cellular component: plasma membrane; cell wall. Gene Ontology annotation, biological process: carbohydrate metabolic process. The coding region runs from base 90 to 1130 and encodes 346 amino acids. NCBI's taxonomy places the organism in Eukaryota, Viridiplantae, Streptophyta, Magnoliopsida, Cucurbitales, Cucurbitaceae. The transcript has 2 exons. The record is from RefSeq and is a predicted model, not a curated record. Gene Ontology annotation, molecular function: hydrolase activity, hydrolyzing O-glycosyl compounds.